Sardina pilchardus (European sardine) is the source of this 1189-nucleotide messenger RNA. RefSeq names its product tyrosine 3-monooxygenase/tryptophan 5-monooxygenase activation protein, beta polypeptide like (gene ywhabl). Lineage: Eukaryota; Metazoa; Chordata; Actinopteri; Clupeiformes; Clupeidae. The transcript is spliced from 6 exons. Bases 113 to 850 code for a protein of 245 amino acids. The record is from RefSeq and is a predicted model, not a curated record. Gene Ontology annotation, cellular component: cytoplasm. Gene Ontology annotation, biological process: intracellular protein localization; signal transduction.
GAGGGAAACCCCGUGGAUUAGCCUGAGAGCGCUUGUGAGGAUCAGCUGUGGACCGUAGUUAGCCAGCCGGACCAGGAACGCUAGUAUUCCCUACUCUCAGUCGUGUGCAGCCAUGGACAAGAGCGAGUUGGUACAGAAGGCCAAGCUGGCCGAGCAGGCGGAGCGCUACGAUGACAUGGCGGCCGCCAUGAAGGCCGUGACGGAGGAGGGCAACGAGUUGUCCAACGAGGAGCGCAACCUGCUGUCGGUGGCCUACAAGAACGUGGUGGGCGCGCGCCGUUCCUCAUGGAGGGUGGUCUCCAGCAUCGAGCAAAAGACUGAAGGCAGCGACAAGAAGCAGCAAAUGGCCAAAGAGUACCGGGAAAAGAUUGAGAAGGAACUGAAGGACAUCUGCACUGACGUGCUAGACCUGCUGGACAAGUUCCUCAUCCCCAAGGCCACUCCCGCCGAGAGUAAAGUCUUCUACCUGAAGAUGAAGGGGGAUUACUACCGUUACCUGGCAGAGGUGGCUCUGGGCGAGGAGAAGGCCUCCAUCAUCUCCAACUCGCAGGAGGCCUACAAAGAUGCGUUUGACAUCAGCAAGACAGAGAUGCAGCCGACCCACCCCAUCCGCCUGGGCCUGGCCCUCAACUUCUCCGUCUUCUACUACGAGAUCCUCAACUCGCCCGAGCAGGCAUGCAAACUGGCCAAGACGGCUUUUGACGAGGCCAUCGCAGAGCUCGACUCGCUGAACGAAGAGUCGUACAAAGACAGCACGUUGAUCAUGCAGCUACUGCGAGACAACCUCACACUGUGGACCUCAGACAACCAGGGAGAUGGCGAGGACACUGAGGAGGGCCGAGAAAACUGAAUCUCAACCUGUCCCGUGACGGACCAACCCCCCACCCCACCUCAACCCGAACCCGAAUCCUAAUCCUAACCCUUACCCCAUCCCGACCUACCCUCGCACUCCAACCCCUUUCGUCCUCCUUACCCCCCCCCCCGAACCUGUCGUCGUUGUCGUCCUGGCGCACCAUCAACACUGAGACCACCUCAUUGUCCAGCUUCAGUCUCUCUUAGCUCUCUACCCCCCUCCCCUCCCCAACCCCCCCUUGCCGUCUCUCUGUUCCCUACUUUUCUAGUCAUUGUGGGCUUUUCCCUCUGGGGUCUGUGUGUCCGUGGGGAGGGGGUGGGGUGGGUGGAUACAAGG